This is a messenger RNA of Oppia nitens, 1524 nucleotides long. RefSeq lists its product as uncharacterized. Bases 74 to 1480 code for a protein of 468 amino acids. NCBI's taxonomy places the organism in Eukaryota, Metazoa, Arthropoda, Arachnida, Sarcoptiformes, Oppiidae. The transcript has 2 exons. The record is from RefSeq and is a predicted model, not a curated record. Gene Ontology annotation, cellular component: mitochondrion.
AAUAUGAAUGAAGUUUUCAACACAUGUUUGAAUUGAAUAUGUUUUGUAAACAUUAAUUUGAAAUCAUUUAACAAUGAAUUCAUUAAAAGUAUUCAAAUUAUAUCACAAAUGUAUUCAUUCAAUGAAUAUAUUGAGUCCUCCGAUGACCACAAAGUGUUUUGUCCGCACACUUCUUAGUCAAUCCUAUAACUGUGACAAUCAAUGGGAGGCCCGACUCGAUAACGAUUUGUUGUCCAAAAUCAAUGCCCAGUCCUUCUUCAAUGAACUGAAUCAGAGAUAUCAGAAGAAACUAAGAGUGACUGCAGUAGACAUUGAUUUGUUUGCCAAUAGUGUGACUCGUGAGGAACAGUUGGAAGAGUUACAGCAUUUAGUAUUUCAAUUGAGACGAACCAAAGAGACUGUCAAUACAUUGGACUCAACUCAUCACUCCUUUUGUAGGAUUUUUCUUAAGUACCGACAAACGGAACAAUUAGUCAAAAUCAUUAGCAAUCGCAUUGGUUUUGGUAUAUUUCCCGACCAAUUCUGUUAUAACAUGAUUUUGGAUCAACUAAUUGAGGACAAGAAUGUGCGAAAUGCAGCCAAAGUGUCCACUCUUAUGAUGGCUCAGGAAGAAGAAGGUACCAGUUUAUCACAAAUACUGAGCUUAUAUGCGGUUCACAAAUACAUUAAUGGAAAUUAUGACAAAAAUGAAUGGUUUAAUAGCGAAGAACUCGAAAGAUUGACCAAAGAGAGUGAACUCUAUCCGAAUGCGUGCACCGAUAGAGCAGUCAUUACCACUGAUGACAACGAUGAAGAAGUGCGUUAUAUACGAGUGCCUUAUAUUAGAAACGAGUAUUUUGAUGAUCACUUUGAUCUUCGAGAUCCCAAUCAUUUGUGUGGUAAAACACUUUACUUUUUUAGUCAAAAAUUUGAUGAUAUUGUCGGCAGAAGCUAUCAAAUAAUUGGUUUGAUUUUAUAUGAAAAAUGGGACAAAUGUUUACAUUUAUUAGAAGUAUUAUCAAAAAAUAAACAAAAUGUUAUCGUAAAAGAAGUGGUCGAUAGAGUCGAUCAGUUAAUUAACUCUAUUAGUGAAGAAAAUUCUGAUAAACAGAAAUUAUUAGAUAUUAAAAAAGUUUUGAAUGAUAUGAGCAGUGGAUCACAAAUAGUAGACCAAAAUUUAGAUGAAUUGGUUUCAGAAAAAUUAAAACAUAUAAAGGAUUUGGAGAAACAAGAUAUGCAAUUAAUGACCAAAUUAUUCAUAGACUGGGAAAAUGAGAGGCAAUUGGCACUCAAUAAACAAAUUGAAGAACUUUUUAGAGAAGAGAAAAAACGAGAAAUCGAAGAGAAGAAGAGGGAAUUGCAAAUGACUUCACGUAAAGUAUAUUUCUUUGAGAACUUUACCAAACAUGAGAUGGAUUUCUCUGAAGCCGAACGCAAAAUACAAGAACUUAAAGCCAAAACUGUGGUCGAAGAAGACUAUAUUCCUCCAGAAACGUACUAAUUAUAUAUAAAAUAGUAAUAAUAAAUAAAAGCUUUUUGUAGUGA